Xyrichtys novacula (pearly razorfish) is the source of this 19144-nucleotide messenger RNA. The record is from the annotation of a GenBank genome assembly. Lineage: Eukaryota; Metazoa; Chordata; Actinopteri; Labriformes; Labridae.
CUCAAGUCAUGUUGUCUGUCAAGCAAUUGGGCAAUUGACUCAUGGCUAUACACUCAUACACAAACACGCACUCACUCACUCACUCACACGCACACACACACACUCACAGGGGAAAUUUAAUCACUUAAAUGUGACAGUGUCACAUUAACAAGGACACUCCACUUCCUCCUGUUCCUCCCCCAUUCAUCUCCUGUCUUCCUCUUCUCCCCCGUCCUCUCUUUUUAUCCUUCCUCACUGGUCAGCUGCCUCUCGUGGAGUUCUCUGGAAAAUAACGAAUCAUCUGAGACACAGGUCAGCGGGAGUUCAGCAUGCCUUAUCUCUCUUUAUUCACUUGUUCUGCAAAAGUACUCUAUGCGCGUGUUCUUGGGUAUAAGUGUGUCGACAUUAGUUUGUUUGUCUCCACCUUUCAUCCCCAUUCAUAUUUACCCUGCUUGUUGCCUUAGUAACCACAAUUCUGCCACUGUCACAUUUUCCCCAAACAAAAACUCGACAGAUUGAUGACGUCAACAUACUUGUCAGGUCAGACUCACCUUUGCCUCAUGAGAUGACGUGGAGAGUGACAUACGAGGAUUUAGGUGCGUGAGGCUGUCUGGGUGUCUGAAAAGCACAGCGUACAGUUUUUUUACCUCCAGAUUCGCGAAUGAAACGUUCUUAUAAACUGAAGGAUGGAUCCAUAUAUUCUGAUUUAUGUGUUAGAGUACGGAUGCGAAAUAACUGACGCUCCACUAUUUCCUCUUAAACCAACACACCCACGCACAUAAGUCAUGCUCUAGUCUUGCUAUACCUUGUGAUCUUCAAAAAAUCCUUCUCACAGUUCUCAGUCAUAAAACUUUCACUUACAAAUGUAAAGAAGACUAAAUGCUUAGCAGUAAUUAACACAAAUGCUGACGAAAAAUUGAUGACAUUAAAGCUACUAUGUUGAGUUUCUUUUUAUGUUAAAAUUUUCAUGGUACCCAAAAGCAAACAGGACUAUCAGGGACAAGACUAGCAAUUUGCAUAUUGUCAUUUUAAUGCAUGAAGCCAGUGUGAAGGGGUAUGGUGUCAGCCAAAGAGCUGGAAACACAUUCCUGUUUUUAUAUAGUUUCAAAUCAAAUAUUAAUAAUAUAUGAUAUAUUUGAUGAGAUUUUUUUGCAAAGACAACUUUGUCCACUGGGGGCACCAAAAUUAACACAAGCAGAGAGUUCCUCACAGGAGCUUUAAGUAAAUGUAAACUUUAUAUAAGAGGAACAACAUCCACAUAUAUAAGACCCCCUUCCAAAGCCGACAUCAGCUUGUGUCUGUUGAGUUUAUUCCAAAAUAAAAUCUGGUCAAAACACAACGUCACCAGUUAUCCCUGAAUAGCAUCCAUUAAAGGAAGAGGCAGAUAAGGAAGUGACUAACUGAGGCUCGCUCCAAGAGCAAGUCAGUCUCCAUCAGGCCUCAAACAAGUGCCCAACUUUACAGCCCACUUAUACAAGUUUACAGCCUGGUGCAGAACAGGAAAGGGCCACCCCUCCACAUUGCCUCCCUAUGAUUCAAACAUGGUCACUUCUUGGGGUGUUAACUUCCCCAGGCUCCACUAAUUUGACUGAACAAAAUGUGUUGCCAACAUGAUAUAAAGGCUGGACUCAGUCUUUGACUUUGGAACCAGUGAGAGGAUGAGAGGGUUUGGCCAAUCAGAUAUAAGUGGGCUAAAAUGGAUAUCCUUUUUUCCUUUUUUGUGAGGUUGUAUGAGGAAACUAUUAAUGAUUAUCAGAACAGUCUGAACAGUCCUCAUAAGGAGAAGCUGGCCAGCAUUCUUGAAUCGAAGCUAAGCUCUUCACACCUGAACCACGUAGUAUAUUGAUGGUAUUUUUGUAAAGUUGUACAGCUUCUCCUUGACGUUAACGGCCUUUAAUAAAAACUGUGUUUCUUCUCUAUUAUGUCCUUUCCCAGACCAUGUUACGUAUUCUGCCAUCAGUAAGUAAAGGGUUUGGGUCUGAAAGUCCAAGGGCCACCACACACUGAUAUCAAAAGAACAUUUUCUGAAUAUUUCACAAGCGGGUUUGUUGCGUUCUCCAAAUUGUUCAAACAAAGGUGUCCUGGUCUCCAUGUAGGCCAAACGGUCUGUUGAGUUGAAAUAGUCUCAGACAGAAGUUGCCAGACCUGACAGUAAAUAUCAGUAUUUAACUUUCAGCACAAGACAACACCCUUUCUGCAAAGUAUAAACUUUAAUUUCCACCAAAGUGUUGAGCAUAAUCUAACAACAUCAACCUGCCAAUGCACAGAUAUCUUAUCCUCAUCUAAAACAAACAUUACAAGCACGGCAUUUAAUGUGAGUCAGGAAAAUAAAGGGAUGGCAUACAGAAAUACAAAAGUAAAUAUCUAUAUAAAAGGGAAAGCAUAUUAUAGAUUUGGCAGUGUCCCUUUAUGCUGUAUCUUUUCCAUAGUUUGAUCUGCAUGGUUCAUCCUUGUAACACAACACUAUCCACCAGUCAGUGGAUAUUACCCAGACUGCCAGUGUGACUGCCCAUGUUAGGAAACAGUAUUUAUGACAGGAAGGUCUAUGCAAACCUCAGCUUCCUCUUUGCUUUUAUGAUCGACUUCUUUUCUGUUUUCAUAGAGGCUGCUAAAGACAUAUUUAUGUCAGCUGUGGAGUUUGAAAACAGAGUGUACUGGGAUGUCUUUCUGUCCACGUGAGGAGUUUCAGUUGUUUGAAUAAAAUAUGAAUAUGUUUGAAUAUGAUCUCACCUUUCCAUCCUGUACUGAUUUGACUAUUCAAAUCAUGGUAAAGCGUGACAGAGCCGAGGAUAGAUCUGUGUACCUUUUGGCCCAAGUUUAUCCGGACACAAUGUUCGGCUGUUUGGAGGAUACAUCCAAAAGUCAACCAUGCUCUUCCUUCUGUUAAGAGGGUCCUGAAGUAUCAUUACUGUUACACUCAGACAGAGUAUUUUGAUUUGUUUUUGGAUUUGCCUUUUUAUUUGCCUCCUUUCUGUCCAUUAUUUCACCUCCGUCAGUGUGAAGCCAAAAAAGGAGGACACCCUCAACUCUUUCUCCUUACUUGCCCGCUUCACUUCAAAACUCCAGCCGUAUACAGCCCUGAGACUGACCCCGAGCUGUCCAUGGAGUGCACUGAUUCAGAAGCACACUCAACCUUACCCACAAAAAAAACAGACAUGCUCAAUUUUAACCACUCCAGUAAACCAAUGUUUGCAGCCGACCUUUUUUCGAUGCUACCGGAUGUUGGUUAACAUCUGAUCCUCUCCGAUACUGUUGGCGUGUCCAAAGAUAUCAAUAAGUAAUGAUGUUGAGGAUGAAAUUAGAAUAAAGUAUCUCUGUGUGGUGCCAACACUGUUAACAGUAAAAUACCGUCACAAAUGGUUCUAAUUAAAGACAAACACUGAUGUUAAAAAAUCAUUUCAAAAGUUUUCUCUUUUUUUAGAAUUUCAAAGCUGUAACAGCGAUUUUUCAGAUCUUUUUAAAUGUAAUAUUAUUGAGUUCCAUGUAAACAAACUCAAGUUCAUCCUCAGCAGAGUUCAAGGACGAUCAGCGCUGCUGUGUUUGCUCUGAAGGCUGAUGAGGAAGUAGUCGACACAGGAUUAUUUCACAUGGAUAGUAUCGUGGAAUAGUGAAAACGACAGGGUAGCUACAUGUGUGCGUAUGGGAUCAAUAGGUGUACAUGUGAGGGCCAGACAGUGAGGGGCUGAGUGCUAUGACCCUGCAUUUGUGGGACAGUUUUCAGUAAACUGGACUGAACGCUGCUGAAUGAGUGCUUUAUUACUGAUUAACCUGCCCAGUCCAACAAACAAAACUGAAUGAACUUGACAUUAGCUGCCUGUGAUCACGUACUAUCAUUAAAAUAAUGAGGCGCUUUAAACAGAUUUCAGAUUUUACCAUGCUAGUUGACUAUUUUCUUGUGAAUAACCAGGGAAUUCCACCUUUUUGUGUCUCUUUGUUUUGACACUAGAAUAUAGUGAACAUGAAUGUACGAUAAUUUCAUGUGUUUCAAGUCUUGUGGAACAUAUUUUAAUGAUUUGCUUGCCUUACUCGAAAAGUUAAAGUGUAUAUCAGCCGUGUUCCCUUUACUCUUGCCACUCUCCUCUGAGUCCGUUUAGCUCAAAUAUUCACUUUUCCUUUUCUCUUAGCCACACUUUCCCUGUCUGUCUCCCUCUGCCUCUCUCAGCACACUCACACAAACACAUGACAAAUGACACAAAGUCAUUCAUGAAAAUGUUGCACCACUCUGUCAAGGCUUAACCACUGGAUUAUGGGAUUAGAGAGAGGGACAGAUCUAGAACAUAAACACAUGAAUAAAACGCACACCAGACAAGCCUCUAUGUGUGUGUGUGUGUGUGUGUGUGUGUGUGUGUGUGUGUGUGUGUGUGUGUGUGUGUGUGUUAUGUUGUGGCUUUAAUUAUCCUGCCUUGUGGACUUUAUUUGUACUCACUGUAAGCAGCAAUUUGAAAACAAAACAGCAGUAGCUCACUAAGCCUGCAUUGACUACUGUAUAUGAUAGAAAAACAACAGUCAUUGAACAUUUCAUUUUAAGUAUUUAUCUAGAAGUCAGGUGAUGGUUUGACAUUUAGUAAGUGCAUAAACAAUGAAGACGAGAAGGUUGAAAUCGACAGGAGUUGGUUAGAUACAUCUUGUUAGAUUAACUAGUAAAAUUUGGUGGUUCUGGGAGGGUUAACAUCUUAUAGCUGAUGGUUUGGUUUGCAUUUGGUGGUCAUAAUGAGGCAUCUGUGUUGAUUUUAGAUUGUUUCAUGACCAGCUAAAAUAGGGUGACCAUAUGUCCUUUUUGUACCUGGAUAUGUCCUCUUUUGGGCGGCUGUUCGGCCUGUUCGGUGGUAGUUUAUAAAAUCCUUCAAAUGUCCGAGGUUUUGUAUGGAAGUUUUGAGUUUGUGUAGCAUGGACUAACUGAGUUAGAAGCGCGUAAAAAACACUCAACCCGACCCAAAGAACCCUCAGAAUUUUGUGUGUGACUCUUUUUGGGGGUUCAGAAUAUGGUCACCCGAGCUAAAAACUCCUUAGAGGAGCUUUAACAGAGAUUUAACAUGUUGGCAAAGUAAAAUCUGUCUUCUUGUCUAACUCUCAACAGCAGAACAUUAAAGGCAGAUUUCUGAACCUUUCUAUUGAAAGAAGGGUUAGCAUUAGAUUAGCAUAAAAAGCUCAAAACUUACAGCUGUAAGCAGACUGUUCUAACAUCCACACAGGAGUGUUAUCUUUUGUUUGGCAGCAAUAAACACACACUUCUCGAGGACACUAAAGAAUACGCAGACAGGAAGAGUCUGGGAUGUGAACCACCAACUCUCUGAAAGAUGCUCGCUCUGGGCCUUUCCACUCAACCGCAGCCUUAAGCUGCUCCUUGCUGUCGGCAACUUCCUGUUCAUCUGUCUGUGUAUGUUCCCGUCUUGUGCUGUGACCUUGCAAUGUUGCUAAUAUUCUUUAACUGCUGCUCGCUGCUGCAUAUCAAAUUGUGCUUCUGUGCUGUUUCAUAUUUGUAAUGACUGCAGAGACAUCCUCAUUAUGUUACUGCACGCUGAGCAGAUUCUGAGGGGGCCAUGUUGUGUUUUUUUUGUAGGCAGAUAUGAAAUAGUAGCAUUGCAUUUUAUGACAUGAAUAUGAAUCUUGCCUGUAAAUUGGAAAAAAAAGACGAGACUGUGGAGAAAAAGGAUAAUGAGAGUGUAAAAGGUCAAGAGAAGAGACAGAGAGAGGGAUUGGGGAAAGAAAACGGAGAAGUCUGAAGAUGAGAGUGAGUAUUUACAAACAGUGAUGUGUGCAAAGCUCUCAUAAAAAUAUCUUCUCCCUCUUUUUCUCUCUCUCUCUCUUUUUCUCCGUAACUCUCUGUCUCUCUCUCCUACACUGUAUUGACGGAUGACGGCAUGCAGGCAGAGGAUGUGAGGGGAUGAAUGGAUGGACACGGGAGAGCAAAAAGGAGGGGGGGAGAUGACAUCAGUGCAGAGUCUGUAACCAGCCAAUCCACUCACAGCCUCCUGCCUGCUUUCUCCGCCCUCCCACACCUCUCCCUUGUUGCUACGGCAGCAGCACCAUCCCGCCUGUGUGAGGCAUUGUUUGGGGUUGGUAGUAAUGCUGCGUGGUGUAUAUGUGUGUAUGUAUGUUUAUAUGGGGCACAAGAGGCGGCAAUCACCUCUUUUUGUCUCACCCAAUCACUCAUUCCUCACCUCCCUCCCCUCUCUUCAUCCUUCACUUUAGCUUCCUCUUCUACUCUCUUGUGUCUGUCAUCUUCCAUCUCACCUCUAUAUCUUCAGGUUCAAGGUCUUUCUAUUUUUGCUGCAGUGCUGCUACCAACUAUUUGCACUUAUGAUUACUUACAGAAAACACAAUUCACAUGCACACUUAUUACAACCAAGGUGCCUUCUUUUAAUUGUGGUUUGACCUUAUGACACAAAAUUGUAUUUAGUUGCAUUUUACAAAUUACAAAUUCAAGACACAGGGCAGAAGUGGUUUUUUUAAUGGUUUUGGAGAAAAUGAUGGAGGUCUCUUCAGCUUUUAAAUCUCAUUUUACUAGCUAGCUGGAUAAUGCUCUCGUGAAUGUUUUAACUGUGUUAAAAAAAACGAUGUCCAUAUCUCUGAGAAAGUUCAAAAGACUUGGGGAAUCACUGAGGUAGUUUAGCUACAGAACACUUUAUUUUCACUUGGCCUUUGUCCUCAAUCUUCACGGCUCUGAAUCUAUCCUUUUUGAAAAUUGACCCAUACUACAAAUCCAGAAAAACAAAUGAGUCCUGUGCGUACACGCUGUGCAGUUUCCAACAUAAUCCCGUUUGUAAUGAAUCUGAGAGUGAUACAGCAUUAAAAUGGUAAUUUUGUUUUAAUGUAGUCUGUUUAUCUUUCAACAGGAACGUCUGCCUAUCUUGCAGCCAGUCUGCUUCAGCUCGGGUGUCUGCAUUUCCCCCCUCUCAUCUACUGCGGUGCUGCUCUUUCCUCUCGUAACCAUGGAAAUGAGAUCAACAUGCAAAUACCUGAGCACGCUCGCUAAGGCUGUGAUAGAAAAUGCAAAUUACAUUUCCGCUUGUAGGAUGACACACCCACACACAGAUGCACACUCAGACGUAUGCACACACAAGUGUUUAUGGGGGAACGUACGCAAGCACACCCACCUGCAGUCCAGCACUACAGCCAAGCUGGAACGGUCAGGAGGUGACGUGAUGACUCUACGCCUUCAAUUACAAAAAUCACCAAGAGUCGGGUUUGAGGCUCUUAUUUUUGAUUAAGAUUCCAAUAAAAGAAAAUGUCAAAUAUUAACAUUAAAAUUUAAAUAUGUAAUGAUUCAGUUUUGGGUGUUCAAUUAAAUAACAUGAUGACAGAAGUUACAUUAGCUCAAAGGUGUAAAAGCUGAUUUUUUUGGUCGGGCUCAUGUUACGACACUUACACCGAAUAAUUCUGAAGUUAUAGCUGAAAUGUUUGCCACCUUUGCCCACUGCUUUGUGUGACUCAUCAGGUAGAAAAUUAGCAUAUAAUGUUUAGUUUUGCUAGAAAUGCCGGAUGGUUUAAUCAGAGAGGUGAAAUCAUAGACUGUUUGAUACGUCUCUCACCAUCAGUUGCUGCUGUGGAGUUUUGAGACCUCUCAAUGAUGGUCACUAUACUGGACUAACUCAGGACUAACUCAGCCUAACUUUCAGUAGACCUAGUAUGAGACCAUGAGAUGCGGUUUGAGAUUAUUUUUCUCUGUCAUGUAUUCGGCUCGGUCGAUUUGAAACCGGUCUAAGUGUUCUGCACAGACUCCGGUACUUGCUGGGCCCUGAGUUAAAUAGCAUGGAUGUGUUUCUGGGAAGCCUAAUUGUAAACAAAACCUCAACAGAGAAAGAAAAGAUGUAAAAGAGACAAAACUUUCCCAACAAUCAGAGCAGAGCUGUCAAAUUGAUGGUGUUCUCAUUGUUCCGUGUGCAUCCUGUUAGCCUCUCGCUAACGUCUUUUCCCGUCAACCAGGAGACACUCUGAUAGUGAUGAGCUGAAAGGGUGCGUGCUGUCACCUACCACAGCAAAGGCUGACAUGUUUGUCAGUUAUUCUAUUCGUCAGUAUUCUAGUCGCUCGACUCAACUGUGCGUGUGAAUGUGUUGGGUGUGCUCGCUUGUCAGUUAAGUCAGCUGUUCCUACAGUUACACAAAUCUGCAAUCUUUAUCCAAACAAAAAGACCUUCCACAUAGUGUUGAUAAAGAAAUUAUCCACUUUGACCAAAACUGUUCUGGACCAGACUGUAAACAUGACUGUAUUUACUUAAAAAGUGAGCAUUUGUUUUUAAAUAGGAGUGUCUGUGGUUUCCAGUGGCUUUACAACCAGCUCCAAGUGGACAUACAAGGAACUGCAGCUUUUAGCUCUUUCUAAUCCAUUUUAUUUCUCAAGAUCAGAAAUUGCCACUUGGGUGAAAUAUAAAACAUAAUUCUGGCCAUAACAUAACAAACCAAACAUGUGAGAUAGCUAAAGAUGGCUAAAUAGCAGCAUUUUAAUUAUUGAAUGUAAUUUGAAUUCAAUAAUGAUAAUAUUAAUUGUAAUAAUCUGUCCGUAUUUUGUUAAUAAUCACCUGAAUAAAACUGCCAGGAGCUAAAAGGACACUGUUUAUCGUCACUCACGUCUAUGGUGUUUUUGUGGACCGUCUUUAUUCUGCUCUUUUCUAAAGUCUCUGUGUUCAUGAGUAAGAGCCAAACUCUCCUGUUUGCCUCACGGAGUCUUAUCUCAUUUCCCUAUCGCCUCUCGUUUCAUUGAUGGCUGUUUUUUCUUUUCUUUUAUGAAUGAACGGCAGAGGAGGGAAAGGGGACGGGAAACGAAACGCCGUGUGAUUGGCUCGUAUCGGUUGACGUCACCUCCGCCAUGACGCUAUGCAGCCAUUCAUAAAAAAAACGGAGAAAAAAAAAGAAAUAACCUAGAGGAGGAAGACUCGGAGAAGGAGAAAGUACGAGGUGACCGGACUGAGCGUCAAGUGCGGUUACAAUGUGCAGAUAGAGGAGAGGCGCAAAGGGAAUCCACCGCAGGAUCCGCGCGCCUUGUUCGAGGGCUGUGCGUGAAGAAAGAGGGAAGCAGAGAGGAGAUAGACGACGGUGAAGCCUACAUACGCAGCCUGAAACGACGUGCGAUGGAGGACCUGGGUGAGAUGGACUGUCCUGUGGUGAAGCGGCUCUUAAAGGACGACAGCGCCAAGUGUCUGCUCUUGGACUGCCGCUCCUUCCUCGCCUUCAGCGCCGGGCACAUCCGCGGCGCAGUGAACGCCCGCUGUAACACCAUCGUCCGCCGCAGAGCCAAGGGCUCCGUGCUGAGUCUGGACCAGAUACUGGCAGGGGACGAGGAGGUCCGGGGCCGCGUCCGCUCCGGGAUGUAUUCCGCAGUUGUGCUGUACGAUGAGAGGACGCCGGACUCGGAGACAGUGAAGGAGGACAGCACCCUGACUCUGGUGCUCAACGCGCUGUGCAGGGACUCAUCCGGCACACGCAUAUACCUGCUUAAAGGUAAAUACGAGGUCCAUGAACACACUCGGGUCAUCUGUAUGUAUGUAGAAAAAGAAUAAACUCAGCAACACCACUAUAGUCAGGCAGUGCUAGACUUUGGCCCUGAAUAAGUCCUUGAAAAUUGUUUGAAUAUUGGAUUUGAUUUAAAAGCCUUUUUAAACAAUACAAGUCUGCUUGUAAUAACUAGUUGCCCAUUCUUAAAAUCAUUUUUUUUGUAUUUUAUUUUGAUAAGGCUCACUGACUCAUAUUAAAGUCUUAAAAUAAAACAAAAAAGAUUUUUUAUUUUUUAUUUUUGUGGAAUCUGACCCUUUCUAUGUAAUGGAAAUAACCUAAAACAUUUAGCAUUUUUAUGUAUUUAAAUAAGGCUCACUGACUCAUAUUUAAGUCUGUUUAAGAAUACAUCCAUAUUCGAAACAUCAUUAUAGUGUUAAUAGAAUGAGUACCCUACUUUAAAUGGUUACGACUGCAGCUUUUCUGGACCAAUGUUCAUAUUUUUAUUUUACAAACAUGUUUUUAUGUAUUUCCCUUUCAUUGUACAUUAUAUUCAAUAUUUUUUUAAUCCUCAGUUAUAAAUGUAGGAAAUAUAUGUCCAAAUGUGUGCCUGCUAUUUUUGCCAUUCUUUUUCAACACACACACACACACACACACACACACACACACACACACACACACACACACACACACACACACACACACAAACACACAUGUUCAGUCACUUACAGCUACACACAUUCACACACAGUCCAAUGGCCAUGAGCUGAGUGAAUGAGGUAAUGCUGAUGCGUAGAAGCCACUUCAAACCAGAGAGACUCACAGGGACACACAUGAUCCCUGCAGAAAACACUUUUGACUAUUUGAAGCUGUAAAAUGUAAAAUCAACACUUGAAUUACCCACCAGGCUAAAUUUAGAGUGUAGGAAAUCUGAAAACCAAAGCUGCUGCAAGCUGUGGCGCAUUAUUUUUUGUGUGUGUGUUGUGCAUCCUAAUGACGCAGACGCUUUGGAGCACAGGAGUGUAUGUGUGUUGCCGGUAAAGAUGACAUUUUUCCUGGUUAAUCUGAAUUGAUCACAGAGGUGCAGAGAGCUGCUGUCCGCCUGCAGAUGUAUGAAAAAGUGAAGGAUGAUGAUGAAACUGUUUUCAAUCCACAGCUGUAGAUACAUGACAGAGUAGGUCAGGGGUCGGUUUAAGAGACUUUGUGUUACUGAGCGCAGAGGAGUAAAUCCUGGUGCAGAUUGUGUUGGAUGUACAUGUAGGUCGCAAUGCUUCCUGUCUUUAAAUACCCGUGGCCUCUUACACACACGCGCACACACACACACACACACACACACACACAAACAAACAGUCCAUAGUAGUGAAUGAGUAGCUCAUGUUUUAUUACAAGAUUUCCUAUGAUAGUAUUUUAUUGAAUGAUACUCUGAAGAGCGAAGGGAAGAACUGUAUUUGAUCACGGUGCCUCUUUUCCAGGUGGCUACGACAGGUUUUUCACAGAGUACCCAGAGUAUUGUUUAAAGACCAAAUCCUUGCCGUCCCUCACCAGCCAGUCCAGCAUCGACUCUGCCUGCUCGUCCUGUGGAACACCACAUCAUGAUCAGGUAAAACUCACCGGAAGAGUGACCUUUACUAAACCAAGUCAUCGAUGUCGACCUGACGUAGCUUAUGUUUAAUCUGCUUCUGAGUGCAUGCCAGUCAUUGUUCGAAAAAAUGUUUCAGGCACACAUACCAGAAGGUAUGAGACCAAACUGCAAUGUCUCCUUUUUCUCUUCUUUUGUUUAUCACAGUUUACACCAAAAAUAAGUGUUUUCUGAUGAUCAAAAUCGUGUCUUUUCUGCUUCAAUGAUCGAUUCAGCCGGUGAAUGAAACUACCAGCUGUUUAAACUGACAUCCUGUAGGAGUCAGCUUCAGUUUCUACUUAUUGACACAGAUAGCUGCCAUGAGCAAACACUGAAAGUUGUUUGCAUUGCAACCCAACUGUCAUUCCGCGUCCAUUAAACCGUUUCCCCCUCUCAGCCUGGGAGUGUGAGUCUGGUGACAGCGUGGCCAGAGGUUUCUCCAGCUCUGAGGCCAAACCGCACAAUGUACCCUGUUUAUAUCUUAGUUUUUUAAGGUCAUAACUCACAGCUGAUUCAUUUCCUAUAACCUGGAUUACCUUGUUUUUGUCAGGCAGUGAUCUGCUGUGUAGAGUCACAUGUACUGUGAGUCUAAUUACUGAGAAACACACGAGGAGAGAGAGGGACGCAGACAAUCCAGCCUCUGUAUGUUUCUUGGAAAGAACAUUUGAUUGUCUUGCCCACAUUAUCAGGUGGAGGUUAUUUUUUCCGGCACAAAUAGGUAGUUUCCUGUUGCAGGAAACUUAGACAGGAGCAGAGUGCCUGGCUUGAUGUCUCAUUUACUACUUUCUCUCUCAGCCUCCUUCCCCUUCUUCGCAUUAUACAUCUUUCAGCCGUAUCGAUCGUUUCCUGAUGCUGUGUCAGUACUGAGGUCGUCAGCGGUGAUGACAUAAACAGACAGAGCCCUCGUCAAUAAAUCUCACUGCCGGUAUGGACCGCCAUUCAGCUGACCCUUCAGAGCCUUUGAAAGGGGAUACAGUACUUGGACUCCUUCAUUAGAGCAGGCCUGAGAAUAUGAUUUAAAAAAAAGAAGUAGGAAAACUUAGCCACUAACUGGAAAAAUUUGAUCAUUUUUAUGACAUGCCAGUAAAAAACAAAACAUUGGAUUAGGCCUGAGAAUCUGUUUCAAGGAAGAGAAAAGAUUUGUUCAUGAUUAUAAAAUACCACAAUGUAUGUAAAAACUUGGCCAAUAUUUUCUAUCAACGUUGAUAUUUGUUGAGGUCUCAAACUCAGAGAGGGGAAACACAAGCUUCUAUAUUUUCAUGUUCUCAGAGAUACUUCCUUCUUCUUCAUAAUGUAAUAAUGUUGUUGGACCUUAGCAUUCAGCUCACAGUAAUUUGAUGUACUGUACAUCAUGUGUUUGUAAACUGCACCUUUGCGAAUACUGUAGUUUAUGUAAGUAAAUGUUAUUUGUAGAAGCGAGUAUCUCCAUGUAGAGUUAAAUUGGCCAUCUAAAGAUGUCGCUGUGGAAGAUAUUUUUCUCAUCGUAACAAGAAAGUACCAGGUGUCAUCUGUGCAGCGUGACAAAAUGGCUGAUAAAAACAACGAAGAUGAAUCUGUUACGCUCACUGAUGAAUCUGGAUCAUCAGAACGUUCACGCUGAAUUCUUCACCUUCUUCACGUAAACAUUAGUCAGCUCAUCAGAGACAGCAGCUUGUAGAGCAAGAUGUGUUUCCAUAUGGUGAACUCACUCGCCUUAAACUGGAUCUAACAAACUCAAUGUAUCAUAUGGACCGACUCUUGAUAAAUGAAUGAUAAGUAUUGAUAAUGUGAUUGACAAGAUAUUUAAGUGAGGUCAGCUGAAGUCAUCCGGUACGUGGCCUCUGCUCAGACAGUGAAUUCUUUGUUUUAGAUAUAAGCUGUUUCUCGUUUCGCUGGACUGUGUUUAAGAUGGCUGGCUGAGUAGGAGGUGAUUCUUCUGUCAGUGACUCAGUGAACUGACCGAACGAACGGAUGAAUUAUUGACAAAGUGCCUCGGAGCAGAAAAUCUGCCUCUUCACUGCUGAUUCAUAACCAUGUCAUAAAUUAAUCAUCUUCCUCCCAUCUGUCUUUUGUUCAGGGGGGGCCGGUGGAGAUCCUCCCGUUCCUCUACCUUGGCAGCGCCCUCCACGCCUCAAAGAAAGAGGUUCUGGACAGCAUCGGGAUCUCCGCCUUGCUGAAUGUGUCCGCCGACUGUCCGAACCAUUUUGAGGGGGCGUACCAGUACAAGUGUAUCCCUGUGGAGGAUAACCAUAAAGAGGACAUCAGCUGCUGGUUCCUGGAGGCUAUUGAGUUCAUAGGUCAGUCAGUGCAUGUGUGACAGAAGUGUGAGUGAGUGUGGUUUCAAAGCAGGGCGAAUGCAUUUCCCAUGGUGGGUCAGCUUCAGAAUGUUUUGAACUUUAUAAGGCAGAUUUUAAAGUCUAUGAUGGGCCCCCUUGUCUUUUUAGAUUGAAUCUAAAAAAACAGCAACAAGACAUAUUUAUUAAUUAAUUUAUCUAAUGUUUAUUUAACAGGGAGAAUACGUACAACAUUGCCACAAAAGAUGGAAAAUAAGAUGCAUACAAGACGUCUAGCUUCGACUAAUUUGCAGUCUUAUAUAAAUAUACUGAAUACUAUAAAUGCAAUAAUACAAAUACAGUGGAUGAUACAGUGAAUACUAGGUGACAUGAAUAAAUAAACACAGCUACAAAAGUUCAAGUAAAAGAUUUUCUGUUUGAUCUUCUGAUCGUCCCCUCGAGAAAUGAUUAAAAAAAUAUAAACUCUUCCAGAUUUAGAGCCAGUUUUGAAGAUAUCCCAGUUUAAUUUUUGAGCUCAGACAUAAAAACCAAACAUAGUCCAUGUACUCUAAUGUUAUUAUGCUUUAGUCAAGCAAAACAGCAGGUAGGGACAUUUAAAGGAGCUAAGGUGAUCAACAUUUUGCAAUAUUUGUUUGUCAGUUCAGUGACGAUAAACCAGAUUUUCUUCUGUCUGAUUGACAGAUUUGUAUUUAGUCAGUUGGUUGUGUGCAAGGUUCAGCAUUGGUUGUCCUUUUCAACUCUUGCUUAUUAAGUGAACCUCUUAUUUAAAGCCUAAGCCCAGAACUAUCAUAGAAAACCUUCAUACAUCGAACACAGUGUGUGUAAUAGAGCGGAUCUGUGCAAAUGAUUAUUUCCAGGGAUCAUCUUGUGUACAUUUUAUGUAAAUAUAGUGUAUAUGUGUGUGUUUAUGAAAGAAGCAAAAGAGCCAAAACAUAAUCAAUAGCUCUAAAUUAAAAUGUCACUCUUCUCUCAAUUGUGCCAUUUCUCAUACAUGUUUGUAAGCCUCGCAAGACCGUUUGAUUUGCUUUUACUUUGCAUAGACAGACAUUGUGUGUGUGUUUUGUGUGCUGUCAGUGUAUGUUCCUGAGCGUGUGCUCUGAUGUGUGUGUGUGUGUGUGUGUGUGUGUAGGUGCUGGUAUGCGUCAUAGUUAGCUGCUGUGGGACCAGAGUCUGACUCAUCCACUGUUACCGGGUGAACAGACACUGUGUUGGAGUUACCUGAAAUCUGUCUGUUUGUGUGCGUGAAAAGCAGAGUUUAGGAGAGGAAAACAUGAAGGCAUUAGGAGAGCAGAGCGAAGCACAAAGAACGGAAAAUGGAGGAGCUGGUGGUUGGAUGUAAGGCGUCUGUGAUUAGAGAAAAUGUUGGAGACUAUCGUGGGAUUUCUGAUUGAAAAAAAUGAUGCCACUGUGUCAUCUUUUACAUAAUGUUUGAUUUCCAGCCUUAAUGCAUGUGCCAAGACACUGACCAUCCGACUAACCUGUGUGAAAUUGGGGCUCCUGAGGAAAUGGAGGUAUUAUAAAUGCGUCAGAGUCAAACUGUUACCUUAAUCUGGUAAUUCACAGAAACGGAAGUAAGAAGGGGGGGGGGGUCUCAUGAAUAGAACAGGGGAGGAAGUGUGAAAGAGGCUGAUGACUCAAAGUUUUGCACUUGCGGGUUUCCGUAAAUGUGAUUUGCUGCUUUCUCACUUUGAGGUUCGAUACCGGUUUGAUAAAAUGGUGAGGGGAGGAGUGAAAGUGUGUGUGUGUGUGUGUGUGUGUGUGUGUGUGUGUGUGUGUGUGUGUGUGUGUGUGUGCGUAUCACUGUUCAUCUGUUGUGUUUCAAAUACUUAAUGUAUGAGGAAAUAAAAAUAAGUCAGAGUUGGUUUUGGUGUUUAUUGUCUACGGUAAAGAAAUUUCUGUUGGACAUGAGCUUUUGUCCAGUAGUCAUUUCUCUGUAUUCAAACACAAGGACAUUCUGGGAAUCAUCCAUCAGCUUCUCAUCUCUUUUCAUUUGAUGUGAGCUGAAAUUUACAUUUUGAAGAGUCUCAAUGUGAUUAGGCUGUUCUGUAGCAAGAGGUCUUUUUCACAAAUGUAAGCAAAGGUGACUUGAAUGGACUGACCAUCUUCAGAUGAUCUGUUACACAGAUUCUUGAAGCAUUUUGAUCAGUGAGGAAAUAGUUAGGAAAACAUUUAGCUGAAUCCUCUUUCAUUUUCAUGAAGAAAUAAUGCUAACAGCACACCGCCGUACGCCUAAGUGUCUUUGUUAGGCUAACCUCAAAGACACACACUAACAAGCUGUUUUGAAGCAGGUGUUUAUAUACAGUUGUCAACAUGGUAGUUAAGCAUUAUGCAUGCAAAUGUUUUCCAACUGACAUUCAUAGAUUCUGCAGACAUUAAGAACAAGAUGAAUUCAGAAACAAUCUAGUCAGGACUAUCAUCACAGGGAAAAUUAUCCUGAGGGACUUCCAAGUUUGGUGACAAUAAAAUGACCAGAUACCGAGUGAGAGACCACAGCUGUCACCUAUACUGUCUGAAGGUGGCGCUGUUGUAUCUGUACUAAAUCCAUGGCACUUUAGUGAAGUCAGUUAAAGGGUUAAUUUAACCUCUGACCUCUCCUUCCCUCUCUCCGUAGAUUCAGUAAGAGACUCCAACGGACGAGUCCUGGUUCACUGUCAAGCGGGCAUCUCUCGCUCUGCAACCAUCUGCCUUGCCUAUCUGAUGAAGAGGAAGCGGGUGCGUCUCGAUGAAGCGUUCGAGUUUGUGCGCAGGCGUCGCAGCAUCAUCUCCCCCAACUUCAGCUUCAUGGGUCAGCUGCUGCAGUUCGAGUCGCAGCUCCUCGCCACAUCGUGUGCCGCGGAAGCCGCCGCUACAGCCAGCCCCCUGCUGGGACCCAAGUCCUCGACAACCACCACCUCAACAUCAACGACACCAACCUCCCCGUUCAUUUUCAACUUUCCGGUCUCUGUGGUGAACCCCGCCUAUUUGCACCACAGCCCACUCACGACCUCCCCAGGCUGCUGAUGGACAGCCAAUCACAACCUCCCCUCCCCAAAAAAAACUAUCUGAGCACAGACUUGGCUGCCAUUGUCUGGAUGAGCAGUCAGUUAGACUGACUGCUGCAGGAUGUACAUGCUUCCAGGGUUGGGGAGGUGAAAAGCGUCAUGGUGCCUGAUUUCAAAACUCAAAGACUGAGAAGAAAAUCUUUUUACAGUUCAGAAACCAGCCAACGCUCCUUCCAUUUUAACACGAGAUCUCUUCAGACUGACCAAAAAUGAACUGGCUUUCAAAACCUUUCUCAGUAAACAAGCCUGGAUGGAGUGCUGGACUGACAUUUGCUGAAGUUACACCCUCUUCCUUGAGAAAACAAAACGACAACGACAACAACAACAACAACGUGCACAGAGGCUCACUGAUACACACGCCGACACGGAGAGGCAUGAACAGCAGUGAACGCUCUCUGCCUCACACACACACACACAUACACGCAUUCAUGACUACCAACUGAAUAAGCUCAGUAUGAAGACAGGGUCUGUUGCUAUGGAGACAACAGGUCUUUAGGAGAGGAGAUGGACACAGGAAGGAAGGAGGAAUUUUAAGCACCCGCUCCUUCCCCUUUUGGUGUCCCUCCUGUUUCCAGACAAAAGAGAUGGAUGGAGAAAAGAGGGGAGGAGACAGUGAUAGAAAGCAGGAGCCUCUUCAGUGACAGGUGCUCUGCCGGCGAUCCGACCGGAGCUUCCUGUCUUUCAUACGUCCUCUUCCUCCCCGUGUCUCUCACCCACACCUUCCUCUCCUCUCAUCUCCUUUUCAUCCCCUUUUUAUGCGUCCCCCUCCUCUUCCUCUCAUCUCUGCCUCUCAUCUUCACCCUGUCCACCCUCUGUUCUCUGCUCCACAUCUCCUCACUGAAGAGGCUAAAUAAAUCGAAUAAGAUGCCAAAUAAUGGCAAGGGCCCUCGCAGAUGGGCUGGGAAACCCCUAUCACAAGCCCCUCCUUCACACUGUAGGACGCCCUACCUGCCACAUCACGAAAAAGUUGGUUGAGCCUGUAUGAAGUCUUUCUUCACAGGCUCAGUUUUAGGAGCACAGUGGCUUUUGGAGAUGCCUAAGACAAAGACAGAGCUGCUUAAAGAACCAUGCUGGUGGUCCGGUAUGUUUUAACCCGUUAUAAAUAAUUUUUUGCCUUACGGUUGACCAUUUUCCAAAACAUAUUUUACUUUUUAUACGUGGAUAUUUGUUCAUUUCUGUAGGGGACUUCUAUGAACUGAAAAACGUCGGCUCCUAUGCUUUGAAAAAUGGUAAUUAUUUAGCGAAUGGGGAUAAAUGUGCACCAGCAGUGGGUCUUUUAAGAUGUUUGUGCCUUGUUCAUAAAGGUAUCCCCCGGACUUUGGUGUUCCUGGAUUUGCCAAUGAAACAAUACUUUUCCAUAGCUGCUAGAGAACAUAAAGCUGAAUGUUAGUCAGCCUCAGCAGUGCAGUAGAGCCUCGUUUUUCCUCACUGAACUCACAGUUGGAUACAAAUGCACACAAACACACCCUAGACUCAGUUUCAUUCGGCAUCAGACGACAACAUGUAUGAAAAGCAAUGCUCGAAUGGGUUUCUGAAACUGAAGAGAGUAACUUCCUAAUCUGUAAAUGGACAUUCAGAUGUUAAAGUGAGACGAUAAUCAGCUGAAAAUGAUCGUGGUCGUGUGUUUCUUUUCGCUGUGGGCUCCGUCUUCAUCAGAGGAACUUUUAGAGGCAAUACUUUCUCAGAUUUACAUCCUUUGGUGUUUUCACAGAUCCUCAAACUGUAGCUGGUUUUUUUAAAAGACUGGAUAUUCAAAAUGUUUUUUACACUCUGCUUUAAAAACAUCAGGGACACUCAGUGUUGCUCCUUGUGAGGAAAACCCAGGAAAAAAAAAAAUCAAACAAUCAUCGAUUGAUUUCUCACAUUUAGAAUCUGUGCUGAAAAUGGAGGACGGGGGGAAAAAGAAAGAGGUGUCGGCUUUUGUGGCUUUAACCCAAUAACAGGAAGUUGUCCUUAAGUUCAUACUUCAUACUUUACACGCAUACUUUCUGUUUGUACCACAACCAUAACCCUGUUUACGCAGGCCUGUCCAAAGUUCACUGUGUAGCAUUUUGUAGAGUCUUGCAGUACUGUACUUACAAUCUGUUCAAGGAAAGCAGUGACAGCAGUGACACCCAAGCUUUAUUUCAAACCCCUCUUUAUAUUACAGUCUGAAAUAACGUGUGGAGCGCUCUGCCUUUAAAACAGACGAAGCUCUGCGCUCUGUGCUCAACAUCCAAAGGCACAAAGUCCAACCGAGGUUGGUUUUUGUUUUACCUUGGUCCCCAUUUUCGCACAAAACAAACAGACAGAUACACACACACACAUGUACACAGGGUUCAAAGUAAACAAGCGUUUGUGUUUUUGAAGAUUGUCGGCACCUAUCUCUGUAGCACUUUGAAGUGAUGCAAUACUGUAUUUAUAAUUUAUGACUAAUUUGUACAUCAUGGUUUUGAUGGGCUGGUUUAACUUUGCAUUAAGUGAUCUUGUGGAUGUAAAGUGAGGAACAGAGAGUGAGAAAAAAGAGAGCCAAUCAGUAAAAAAGGCAAUACUUUCUACACAUUGUUUGGUACCUGUCUGUCUGUCCGUCUGUCCGUCUGUCUGUCUGUCUGUCUGCCUCUCUGUGUUAGUCCAUCUGUCUUGACUGUCUUUCUGUCUGGUCGAUGCUGUUUACCCAUCAUGGCAAUAUCAAUCCUCCACUUGGACAUUUAUAUAUAGAAAAAAAUAACAAUUUUCCCUCAAUUUUGUUGUGGAACGAAUGAUCUGUGCAUUUAUUUAUUAAUGAAGAGCCACUGUUGAAUAAACAAUGUUCUUAAUGAAGCCUG